GAAAAAGGAGAGCCGAAAGUAAGCCAAAAGAAGGAAGUCCUUUGCUCAGAACAUGUCGACGUGCAACAGGCCUGGCGAAGCCGGGGUCCAUCUGCGCCUCUCCGGUCCUACCCAGAAGCUGAAAACCACCAAAAUUCCGAACUCCAGUAAUGGUGGUUUUUUGGAGGCGGGCGCAGAAUGGCCAGCAGCGCCCGCUGUUUCGACGGUGGAGGCACGUGUACGACUGAGGAUUGCUGGUCGAGGUUCUCUUUCCAAAAGCAUCAUGACAAACAUGGAUUUAACUUUCCUUUAUAUCAAGUCGAAGAACAGUGUUUGGAGGUAAAUCAAUCGCCUCCCCUCACACACCCAUUUUAUCAAUUCGUCAAAGUAAUUCACACCUUUGCAUGCAUGGUUGAUUUUUUUGUUAGCUAUGCAGAUAUUUUCCUAGGGAAAUAUUAAUUUGAUGUUACAUUGUGAUAAGAGACUUAGACAUUUCACACUUUUGAGAUUUUUUUUGCGAUUUUACAUUUAAGCUGAUUUCCUUUUGGACCUUAACAGCUCCCCAAUUACCUAGUAUAUGUAGGGAGGAGGUUAAACAAUUCUUGGUAAAUGAACAAUUUUUUUUUAU
Rubroshorea leprosula is the source of this 607-nucleotide messenger RNA. The record is from the annotation of a GenBank genome assembly. Lineage: Eukaryota; Viridiplantae; Streptophyta; Magnoliopsida; Malvales; Dipterocarpaceae.